CUCUCUCUCUCUCUCUCUCUCUCGUAACCCUUUUCUUGCUUCUCAUCACCGCUUGUAAUAGCAAAUCUUCCAUGAUACCAUCAUCAUCAUCGCCAUCAUCAUAAUCAUCAUCACCAUCAUCAUCAUCAUCAUCAAGGAACUCAUGUUUUAUGUAAUUAACCAUGGCUUCUUUUGAAACCCCAACUGUCUUCUUCACUCAUAUCGGCGGCUUCAUGGCGAGAAUAAACGAUCGCGACCGUUCGUCUGAGUUCUCUACUGGAGAUCUCCGCUCUGUCUCUGAUCCAACGGCUAAUAUCAACGGCACUAACCCUAGCGGCAAUAACAAUAACCAUAACAUCUCUGCCGAGGUUGUUGUUCGUCAAGAUCAAGAUUCAAGAACCAUAGAACAAGAUGGAAUCGCCGCUCUUGGAAGCAGUAACAACAGUACUGGUAAUAGAAAGAAAAGGUUAACGACUGAUUCCGAGGAAGAAGACCGCAAAGAUUGGCUCCGGUUAGGUAUUGGUCCGGACACGGCCAAGCUCCGAGGUUGUAACGACCGUGAUCCGACGGUGGAAAGGGCGAGAUCAGAUCAAUGGCCGUUAGAACUCACUUUAUUCUACUCAUCCUCCUCUUCUGCGGCGGUGCCUGCCGGAGAAACCGGUAUAUUUCACGCGCCACCGUCUCACCCACAUCAUCAUGAGCUGAUGAAGAUGAUGCGUUAUGGUUAUGAUGUGACAUCGUUUUAUCAUUAUCAGAAAACGUUUCGGCCUCCACCAUUAAUGUUACAUCACAACCCUCCAUUGCUUUCUUCUUCUCCUUCAUCGUCGUUGUCUCCUUCUUUUUCGCCAUGGAUGCCGAUGACGGGACCUCGUAAUUUUGCCAUGCCAUUUCAACCGCCGUUAGGGGUCAACCCUAACAGUAAUAAUAGAGCAAGUGUACAUUUAGGGGUUGGACCAAGCUCGGACUUUAGGGUUGUGGAUCCACCGAGGAGACCGCAUUCCGGUAUUUGGUUUGCUCUUCAAGCUUCACAAAAUCAGGCAAGAGAACCAUUCUUGCCACAACUAAACAAAAGCUACUUGAGAAUCAAGGAUGAGGGAAUCACAGUUAGGUUGCUAAUCAAAUAUCUAAUGAAGAAGCUUCAACUUGAUAGUGAAUCAGAGAUGAAAAUGGAACAGGUAGAGAUAAGAUGUAGAGGGCAACGACUAUCGCCGUUGACGACCAUCCAUCACGUGAGAGAUGUGAUAUGGAGCCCUAAAGAUUCAUCAUCAUCAUCACCAUCACCAUCAUCAUCACCCUCUUAUUUCACUCUGCCUCAAGGAUCAACCACUGAUCACGUCAUGAUCUUGCAUUAUGAAACUAUUGCACUGUGGAUUUUGAAGAAUGUCCCUCAUGAAUGGGUUAUAGGCCUUUUGCCUGAGAUAAUGCACAUACAUUGAUCCCAAGAACGGUUCUCCCGAUAUUUUGGAAACUGAUUUACGAUCCGAAGACGAAGAAAAACUGUAUUUCAUCGGCUUCGAAACCCGGUGACUCGGCCUUUCUCCUACGAGAUUCAGAACAAAGAUGGUGUCCCGGUCGGAAGAAAGCGAAAUAUAUAUGUGAUAUUUGCUCAUGGUUACUCCCCAAGAAUGGCGUAAUACUCUUUGUUUGUUCCUUCAUCAAUGAUGGAAAAAGAAUACACGUUAGAAAAUUGGUAUUAUGUAUUGUGGUAAAGA
Messenger RNA from Tarenaya hassleriana, 1691 nucleotides. RefSeq lists its product as uncharacterized. The record is from RefSeq and is a predicted model, not a curated record. The coding region runs from base 162 to 1415 and encodes 417 amino acids. The transcript has 5 exons. NCBI's taxonomy places the organism in Eukaryota, Viridiplantae, Streptophyta, Magnoliopsida, Brassicales, Cleomaceae. Gene Ontology annotation, biological process: multicellular organism development.